Molecule: messenger RNA, 450 nt
Organism: Rangifer tarandus platyrhynchus (Svalbard reindeer)
Lineage: Eukaryota; Metazoa; Chordata; Mammalia; Artiodactyla; Cervidae
Source: the annotation of a GenBank genome assembly
AUGGGUAAAGGCCUGGAGACGGCAGUGGUGAAGACGGUGGGACCCAAGGAGGUGGCGGCUGCAGGGGCUGGGCGGCUCACAGCCACCCCGGCUCCCUUGGGAAACCGCAGGCCCAUGCCCGAGGCACCCGAGUGUUGGUUUUGGUGGGGUUCUUUUGUUUGUUUGUUUUGGGUGUUUUUUAUUUUUUUCUUGCCGUGCGAAAGAAGCAGCAGAAGGCACCGCCCCUUCUCAGACUGGCUCACUCAGAACACUUGGGGAAACCCUGGACACCGCGCUGCGAGGCCUCCGCCUGCUCCUGGGCUGGGAGCACCGGAGAAAAUCACACACGCUUCCUGCCGGGCCGGAGCUGAGCUUCUCAGCGCGCUCCGGCCCACACCUCCCGCGGUACCCACACACCACUGCUCUCUUCCAGAAGAGAGAUGUAUUCUUAGUUUCAUUAGUUUCUUUUGA